AUGGCGAUCGCCAAAGCGCUUCCUAAACUCAAAGUCGAAGUGUUCGUCAAGAACGCUCCGCUUGAAGAGCACGUCGACGACGAUGAUCAAACUUCGGAUAACGAGGUCACUAAAUUCAUCGAAGCCUCGUCUGGUGACAACUUCGAAGUCAAAUACUGCUUCUCUCCUGGGUUCAGCAUUCGUCACGCCAUGUUGGUUGAGUUGGAGAUUGAUGGCGAGUAUGCCGACUCUGCUGUCUUCAACCCUGGCAGUUCUAUUCGCUGGAACAGCACGUAUGUCUUCAAGGGAUCGCGGGAAUUCGAAGAUGGCGGAUACUUUGUAAGGAAGUUCUGUUUCUCGCAGCUCGAAAUUGAUGAUGACGGUGAUACACGCAAAUUUGAGGACUCACUGAAGAAGAAGCUCCAUAGCGUGGGUGUUAUAUCUUUGCGCUGUUACUGGGUGACAGCUAGCGGAUCAUCAACUCCCAAAGCUAAAGCGCAGAAGAACGAGACUCUCGGUGUUGUACCAGAGAAGGCCCUCAAGGGUAGCGCGCUAUCUCAUCAGGCUAGAACCACGAAGAUCGACGAAACGCCGUUCGCAGAGUUCACCUUCAAGUAUCGCUCAAGAGCUGCUCUCAAAUCCCUCCUGAUCAUCCCACGAACCCCGAGCCCGGUACCGCUCGAAGAACGCGACAUCAACACCCUUACCUUAGAAGAAUCUCGCGAGCUCCUUCGCCUUCAGCGUGAGCAGAGGGACGCCGCUCCAGUCAUCAAGCGAGAGGGUGUCAAACGGGAACGAAGCAGCACCAUCAUCAACGAGGAUAACGAUGAUGACGACGUAACUUUCUUAUCCGCCAAGCGAAGACGGCUCCCCGUUACUCUCGAUGAGAAUGGUGCCGAGAUUAUCGAUCUGACAUAG
Molecule: messenger RNA, 897 nt
Organism: Alternaria viburni
Lineage: Eukaryota; Fungi; Ascomycota; Dothideomycetes; Pleosporales; Pleosporaceae
Exons: 4
Coding region: 1-897 (298 amino acids)
Source: RefSeq, a predicted model, not a curated record